Messenger RNA from Raphanus sativus (radish), 1996 nucleotides. RefSeq names its product mannosyl-oligosaccharide 1,2-alpha-mannosidase MNS1. The transcript has 14 exons. Bases 210 to 1892 code for a protein of 560 amino acids. NCBI's taxonomy places the organism in Eukaryota, Viridiplantae, Streptophyta, Magnoliopsida, Brassicales, Brassicaceae. Gene Ontology annotation, cellular component: endoplasmic reticulum; Golgi membrane. Gene Ontology annotation, biological process: N-glycan processing; carbohydrate metabolic process. The record is from RefSeq and is a predicted model, not a curated record. Gene Ontology annotation, molecular function: mannosyl-oligosaccharide 1,2-alpha-mannosidase activity; calcium ion binding.
CUUUUCUUCGUCUUCGUCAACCAGCUAAGCUCGAAUCGGAUCUAUAAUAACUUGGAUUCUCUUAAAAGGAAGCUCAUCUCUAUCUCUAUCUCUAUCUCAUUCUCGGAUUCGAAAGUUCAAACCUUUACGCUUUCUUCUUCUUCCUUCCUCUGUUUCAUGGAAUCUGACUUCCCAAUUCGUCUCUGUUUCUGCUGAGUGUGUUUGUGGAGAUGGCGAGAGGUAGAUCGAUAACUGGUUCUGGGAUAUGUAGAUAUCUGAAUCCAGCUUAUUACCUCAGAAGGCCAAAGCGUUUGGCUUUGCUUUUCUUCGUGUUCGUCUCUGUUUCUAUGGUGGUUUGGGAUCGUAUCAAUCUCUCCAGAGAACAUGAGGUUGAAGUUUAUAAGUUAAAUGAAGAAGUUUCACGGCUGGAGCAGAUGUUAGAAGAGCUUAAAGGUGUUGGCAGUGGUAAGACAUUGAUGACUCAGAAGGAUGUUCCAGAAAAUCCAGUUGAUAUUGAGCGAAGGCAGAAAGUAAAAGAGGCAAUGAUCCAUGCUUGGAGCUCAUAUGAGAAGUAUGCUUGGGGAAAAGAUGAGCUUCAGCCUCGGACUAAAGAUGGCACUGAUAGCUUUGGUGGCCUCGGAGCAACUGUGAUAGAUUCUUUAGAUACACUCUAUAUAAUGGGUCUUGAUGAUCAGUUUCAGAAAGCCAGAGAGUGGGUUGCAACCUCAUUGGAUUUCGACAAGGAUUAUGACGCCAGUAUGUUUGAGACAACCAUAAGAGUUGUAGGGGGACUUCUCAGCACGUACGAUCUUUCAGGGGACAAACUUUUCCUCGAUAAGGCUAAGGAUAUCGCAGACAGGUUAUUACCUGCAUGGAACACUCCAACAGGCAUACCUUACAAUAUCAUCAACUUGAGGAGUGGAAAUGCUCACAACCCUUCUUGGGCGGCUGGGGGAGCCAGUAUCCUUGCAGAUUCUGGCACUGAGCAACUUGAAUUUAUCGCCCUUUCCCAGAGGACAGGGGACCCAAAAUAUCAGGAGAAGGUAGAGAAGGUUAUAACGGAACUGAAUAAAAACUUCCCUGCAGAUGGUUUACUCCCCAUCUAUAUAAAUCCUGAUAAUGGCAAUCCAUCCUACUCCACCACAACAUUUGGUGCCAUGGGAGACAGCUUUUAUGAGUAUUUGCUAAAAGUUUGGGUGCAAGGGAACAAAACCUCGGAAGUGAAGCUCUAUAGGGAAAUGUGGGAGAAAUCAAUGAAAGGUUUACUAAGCUUGAUCAAGAAAUCAACACCUUCAUCAUUUACAUAUAUACGUGAGAAGAAUGGAAAUAGUUUUAAUGACAAGAUGGAUGAAUUGGCAUGCUUUGCUCCUGGAAUGAUAGCUUUAGGAGCAUCAGGUUAUGGUCCUGAUGAAGAAAAAAAGUUUCUAACACUUGCUGAAGAGCUUGCAUGGACUUGUUAUAACUUUUACCAAUCAACACCAACAAAACUUGCUGGAGAGAACUAUUUCUUCAAUGCAGGACAGGACAUGAGUGUUGGAACAUCUUGGAACAUCCUAAGACCAGAAACUGUUGAAUCUCUGUUUUACCUCUGGCGGUUAACUGGGAACAAGACAUAUCAGGAGUGGGGAUGGAAUAUAUUCCAAGCAUUUGAGAAGAAUUCACGUAUAGAAUCUGGAUAUGUUGGCUUGAAGGAUGUCAAUACAGGUGCUAAAGACAACAAGAUGCAAAGCUUCUUCUUAGCUGAGACUCUCAAGUAUCUUUAUCUUCUCUUUUCGCCUUCAUCGGUUAUUUCAUUAGACGAGUGGGUUUUCAACACAGAAGCUCAUCCGCUUAAGAUCGUGGCACGGAAUGAGCAGCGUAAGCCAACUAUAACGUUACGGCAGAGGCGGUUUGGUGGGAUUAUUAAGGGUUAAUAUAACUGGAAUUUGAUAUAUCUUAUUAUAUAAUACAGCGACGUUUGAGGCAUAUUGUUGUAUUAGUUUGGAUAAUAGAUAAAGAACAACAUUUGUAACAACAA